UUGGCCAGGCUGGUCUUGAACUCUAGACCUUGUGAUCCACCUGCCUCAGCCUCCCAAAGUGCUGGGAUUACGGGCGUGAACCACCAUGCUUAGCCUGUAAUUCUUUAACUAGGUCUACCUUGCAUUUAAAUGUAUUCACUUAAUUAUUAAUUUCCGAUAUAUGUUUUUAAAUCUAGAAUUUCUUUUUAACUUUUUAUUGUAUUCAUUUUACUGUCAAUCAUUCAAUCUUGCUUUUUAGCUGUUUGAACAUAUCAAAUAUAGUAAUUUAAAAAUCUCUAUGGGUAGCUCCAGUAUAAGUAUGGAUUUGUUUCUAUUAUGUGCUGUUUCUCUUGGUUUUCUAUCAUGUUGUUUUAUUUACCUUGAAACAUAAAUGUGUUUAUGAUGAAUGAGAGUCAGUGAACAUUUUAAAAAAUCAUAGAGAUAAUUUGAAGCUAGAAGAAUGUUCUUUUCAUCCAGACAAGAUUUAUUUUGUUUCUGCCAUAUGGCUGUGGACACUAGCAAUUCUCAUCUACUUUAAUUCAAUCAAGGAUUGAGAUUACUGGAGUAGGAAAUUAACUCUGUCUGCUUCCAGUCCAUACUUACUUCUUCCCUGUAGCUCUUUUCUUAAAUUUUUUAAAAAAUUGUAUUUCAAUAGCAUUUGGAGUGUAAGUGUUUCUUUGCUACAUGGAUGAAUUAUAUAGUGGUGAAUUCCGAGGUUUAGGGCAUCCAUCACCCAAGUAGUGUAUACUGUACCUAAUAUGCAAUUUUUUGUUUUUUGUUUUUUUAAUCCCUAGCCCCUCUUCACCCUCUCCUUUCUAAGUCUCUAAAGUCCAAUAUAUCAGUCUCUAUGCCUUUGCGUACUUGUAGCUUAGCUCUCACUUAUAAGUGAGAACAUAAGGUUUUUGGUUUUCCCUUUAGAAUCCCGGACUGUAGUCUAAGGGAAAGGUUUCCAAGCUACUCUCCUUAUUGCACUCCAAAGUAUGAUUUUUAUCUCCCUAACUCUGUGAGUUUAGUAAAAGCUUUGCUUGACUUUUCAGCAUCUCACGUGCCUUUUCUGAAUUUGACAGAUGCACAUCAGAAAAGUGCUCCCAAAUGCUUAUCUCUCUUUAUUAACUUCUCCAAAUCUUUGCCAAUAACUAUAUCUUAACUGCCUUGUUUGCUCUUUAGAGCAUUGUAACACAUGUAUUUUCAUAGUUUAUCCUGCUUUUCCAGUUUUUUUCAUUGAAAUAAUUGUCAUGAUGACCAAUAGUCUAGUAUGCUGCUGUAGGACUUCUAUAGCUGUUAUCUCCGUUCAUAUUUCAGUUUCUUUAUGUGUUUUUUCCUACAUGAAUUCCUGGGUUCCGUUUUCUAAUUCAUAGGUUGGCAAAUGAUGAAUGUAAUAUGAUGAUGAUGGCCUGUGUUCCAGCCAUAUACUCUUUUAAAGAAAAUUUUACUGAAACACAGUCAUGUCCUCUUGUUUACAUAUUAUCUAUGACUUAUUUUGCAUUACAGUGGCAAAGUUGAGUAAUUGUGGAAGAGACCAUAUGGCCUACAAAGGCUAAAAUUAUUUACCAUCUUGUUCGUUAUGAAAAAGUUUGCUGACUCCUAUUCUGAUUUUUUAUUUAUUCUUUAACAUUCUGAAGUUUGUCAAUUGAUUUAAACAUUUUAAUGACUUUUUCCUUUCUAAAUAAUAUAUUUUUUAUCUACCUACUACUGUGCCAUUCUAUAUUUUUUGCCUUAAUCAAAUAAUGUGUUUUAAUUAAGUCAGUGAAAAAAAGAACUGACUGAAAGUAGAAGUGAAAAUCUAAGCUAUAGGCGACUAUAUUAUACAAGCUUCUCAAAAUAUAAUUGUUUUUCCAUUAGAUAUAGAAAUAUGGAAGUGACCACAAGAUUGACAUGGAAUGAUGAAAUUCACCUGCGAAAGCUGCUUGGAAAUGUUUCUUUGAGUCUUCUCUAUAAGUCUAGUGCUCAUGGAGAUAGUAUUGAAGCUAUGUUGCAAAGAUGCAGCCAUCAGGGAUGUACUGUAACAAUGAUUUACGUUAAUUGCAAUAUCAUUGUAGCCUUUAUGCUUGGAGAUUAUUCUAAUUUAUAUGAAAAUUCUGCAGAGCUAAAUGAUUCCUUCUGGUUUUCAGUUCAAAAGAAAGAUGAUACCACUGAAAUAGAAACUUUACUCUUAAAUAUAGCACCACAAAUUAGUGAUAAAGAAUUGGUUGGUCGUUCCUUGAAAAAGGAUAUUUUCCUUAUACGGCUAUAUAAUAACACAAUUUAUCUAACUGAAGUGAUAACAAAAAAGUUGAAACUAGACUUUUACGGCUUCAAAAAAUAUUUGGAAUGUGAAGUUUUUCGAGUUGAAGGAUUUAAGGAUAACCUAGACUAUGCAAAGAAGAUAAUGAAAGCUGGAGAGCACAGAAAUAGGCUUCUAGCAGAAAUCAGAGAUUACAAGCCCUAUGCAGACUUGGUUCCAGAAAUUCGUAUUCUUUUGGUGGGUCCAGUUGGGUCUGGAAAGUCCAGUUUUUUUAAUUCAGUCAAGUCUAUUUUUCAUGGCCAUGUGACUUGCCAAGCCAUCGUGGGAUCUGAUGUCACCAGCAUUACUGAACAGUAUAGGAUAUAUUCUGUCAAAGAUGGAAAAAAUGGAAAAUCUCUGCCAUUUAAGUUGUGUGACACCAUGGGACUAGAUGAGACAGAGGGAGUAGGACUAUGCAUUGGUGACAUCCCCCACAUCUUAAAAGGUUGUGUGCCAGACAGAUAUCAGUUUAAUCCCCAUAAACCAAUUACACCUGAGCAUUCUACUUUUAUCACUUCUCCAUCACUGAAGGACAGGAUUCACUGUGUGGCUUAUGUCUUAAACAUCAAUUCUGUUGACAAUCUCUCCUCUAAAAUGCUGGCAAAAUUCAAGAAAGUUCACAAAGAAGUAUUAAGCUGUGGUAUAGCACAUGUAGCCUUGCUUACUAACGUGAAUAAUUGCAGUGAGGUUCUUCAAGACAACUUUUUAAACAUGAGUAGAUCUGUGACUUCUCAAAGCAAGGUCACAAUUGUCAAUAAAAUGCUAGGCAUCCCUAUUUCCAAUAUUUUGAUGGUUGGAAAUUAUGCUUCAGAUUUGGAACUGAACCCUAUGAAUGAUAUUCUGAUCCUCUCUGCACUAAGGCAGAUGCUGCGGGCUGCAGAUGCCUUCUUAGAAGAUUUGCCUUUUGAGGAAACUGGUAAUCUGUCCCUUUUCUCCCCCUCUCAUAAAUUACUGGUUAUUUUUUAAAAAAUCCUAAGGUAUAUAUCAGUUAUUAGAUGGCUGGGGCCCAUCUCCCUGCCCUAGUCCUGAAAACCACAUUAAGAUAUGCGCUUCAUUUCCACUCUUGUUUGUUUCAUUUGCAGGUGCAAUUGUGAGAGUGUUACAGCCCUGCAUUUGAUAUCCUUGACUCUGGAUAUCCGUGACUCUGACAUUUGGGCCAACCUGUAUUGGCGUGCCUCAAUAAGAGUCCAUCUCUAUUGACAGUUGCCUUCAGAUUUUGCUUCUGUUCAUUUUUCCUUCUGUCCUUGGAACAGUCAUAUCUGAAGUUGAAAGGCCAAACCUGAGAAGCAGUGGGCUAAGAUAGGCCCUACCACAAACCACUCUUCCAUAUUUCUGUGCUAUUUACGAUUCAAUUUCUGUGAUAUAUUUUUAAACCAUUCCAGGAAAAAUGAGAUAUUCUUUUAUUUAUUCUUCUAUAACUAACACUCCAUAUACCUCUAUGUAGUACUAAUCACAUUGAAUAAUAGUUAUAAAAUUUUUGCAUAGACAUCUACUUUCUUAAAUAGAUUGUGAGUUCUGUGAGAAACAGCAUGGAUUUUAUUUAUCUAUGUAUUCCCAGAGCUUAUCACAGUGCCUGGUAAUGAGCAAGCAUACUUGCUAUUACUGCCUCCACCACCCUCUCUGACAUCACAUUCACUUUAGAUUUUUCUCCGCAUGCCUGUAGUGUGCCACCAUACCCAGUUAAUGGUGGCUUACUCAGGAAGCUGAGGUGGAAGAAUUGAUUGAGCCUGGGAGGUGGAGGCUACAGUGAGCUGAGAUUGUGCCACUGCACUCUAGCCUGGGAGAAAGAGUGAAAUCCUGACUCAAAAACAAAACAAAACAAAAUAAAACAACAAAUAACAACAAAACAGAAAUGAAGACUAAAAGAGAAUGAAAAGCUGGGGAGAGGGAGUAAAUAUAAAAAAGUGUUUCACAUAUACCUGAAUGAAAAUAUGAAUGACUCUUAAGUAACUGAAUUAAUUAAAACGAACCAACACUUUAAAAGAAUUUACAUUUUAUUUCUAUGAAAAAAAUAAAUGUUUCUCUUCUAAAAAGCCCAUGCCUGAUUAUCAUUAAUUGAAUUCCAAACCACACUAGACAUGUGUCUAUCAAAUUAGAUUACUGGUGCAAAUCAAUAAGAGCGUUCUUAGACUCAUGCUCCAAAUAAUUCCGAAGUCCUCUCAGUAGCUGCGAAAACUAGGACUAUCAAGAAAGAAAAACAAAAUUGCCAAAAGAUAGUUUUCAGCGUUUUUUUUUCCCUUAAAAACCUCUUAAUAAUCCUCUUCUCCAAAUUUCCCAGUUUUUUUCAAAAGAAUAUUCUUUGGUUCAACGAUUAUCAACAUUCUGACAGUCUAAUUUAGUUUUAAUCAGAAUUAUCCUUGUAUUUUGUGUAGUCAUGGGUAUUAAAAGAGCAAGAGUUUCUUAGGUCCAUUUAUGGAAUAUUUCCUAAAGCAAAGCUGCAAGUGAAGUUGUGCUCAAGUGAAUGUUCAGGAGACAUGACUCAGUGGAAGAAAUUGAGUCUUUAAAAAAGACCUAGGAAUAGAAGAACCAUGGAAAUUGAGGCAUAGACCUAGAAGUAGAUGUUGGGAACAAAAUUAGAGAGGCAACUCUAAAAAGUUAUUAUAGGCUCACCAGAGUUGUGUGCCUGUUGCAUAGUAACUUACCAAUACAUCAAAAUAGUAGGUGUCACAAUAGAGAAAGAGUUUAGUAAUUGGAUGGCAGCAAAAUGAGGAAGAUUGAGGGAAUCUCAGAUCAACCUCCCUGCUGGGUCUAGGACUGGGGCUUUUGAGAGAAAGGCAGGUAAGGGAUUGAAGGUCUGGAGCUGAUGAUUGGUUGGGGUGUAGGAGAUGAAAUGAAACAGAGAUGAAAACUGCAUUUUUUUUUUUUUCUGAGUCAGUUCCUUGGAGUGGGUCUUCAGACUGGUGUCAGUAGACCCAUGGGAUUCCAGGUUCUGGAAAACAUUUUAGAUAGAAACUUGAAGUUUCUUAAUGUUAAAUAUAUUAUCUUAUAGAAACAACGAAGGGAAGUUAGUGCCUUGUGAGAAUGUCUAUGUGACUUUUAGGCGGCAAGAAAUUAUAAGGAAAGGAGCUAAAAGUCAAGUUGUAAGUAGCUAUAAGGAAUUGGCUUAAGGGCAAGCUGGUUAAUACUUAACUGUGUUUUUAUUCAAAGUCUACAUUUUAUUUAGUGGUUAAUAUGUGCUGUUCAUUAGGAUGGUUUCAUAGUUACCUUGCAGAUGUGGAAGCAACAGGUCCAAAAAGUAGGGCAUGAUUUUCUCCAUGUAAUCCAGGGAAAAACAAGUCAUGACCAUUGUUGGUUGGGAGACUGAAGGUGUUUGAAGGCUUAACAUCAUUCUCACCAAUUUUAGGGCCAUAAUUCACCCAUCCCUUUGGUGGAGCCAGAAAAAAAAUCUGGGUAGAAUGUAAGACUUCCUUAUUUUGUUUAAAGGGGUAACAAAGAGUGCCCUUAUGAAGGAGAUGAAGACCCUGCAAGGAAGAGGAGUAAAAGAGAGAUCAAGAAACAGUGAGGAACAUUUCAUUUGACCCAACAUCUUUUAGGAGCUUAAAUGUUGACUCUAAGUUCUCCUUUUUGUGCUAAAAUGGACAGUAUUAGCAAAAUGAUAUCACAACUUCUUAUCCUCUGGCUCUGGAAACACUUAAAUAUCAAAUGGAAUUAAAUAUAUAUUUGAAAUUUAGGUUAGGAAAUAUUUGUGAGGAGGCCUCAAAAAGUGGGAAACGUCUUUUGCCUGGGAGGACCUCUUUCAUUUUGUGGAUUUCCCUGAUCUUUCUCUACCACCCUGAGGGGUAGUGGGAAUUAUCAUUAUGCUACAUUUUAGAGGUCAUCCAGGAUUUUUGAAACCUGACAUAAUUUGCAGUGAAGCAAGAUGUACAGCUCAGUCAAAGACACGAAAUUCUUCUUAGAAAAAUAGUGCUAAGAAGUAUAGCAGAGGAACUAUUAAGUGUGGUGGAAGAUAGAAUAUCAUCCUAAAGUGAGAGUGAUGUUGUGGAGACAGUUGAAAUGUCAGUGCUAGAGCCCUUUGUGGUGUGAACGGGUAGGUUAGGUUGUUGCAUUAGAAAGUGACUGUUUCUGAUAGAAAUGUGUAGCUUUGUGCAAACGCACCCACCACUGACCUCAAUAAAAUAAUGAGAAAAGAAAAAUAGAACAGUUUGAGUUCUGUGAGGUACACUGGCCCAGAAAGGCAUAAGUAUGGGCCUUUAGUCUUGCCUCCUGGGUGCCACACUGCCCCUCCACACACAUACCUGGGGACAAUUGUUUAAAGUUAUUUUGUUCCCGACUAGCACUUUGCCCGUUAUCUUCAUGUUCCUGGAAUUUGAUACAAUUUAUAGCCAAUCAAUAGCUUAUGUUAUUUUACUGUAAAUUCCUGGUAAAUAACUUAGAAACUGCCUCUUCCUUUUCUUUGAAAACAUACUUGUAACUGUUGCUAAUAAGAUUGCAUAUUGUUCAGGGCAACUGGAAUCUAUGCUGUUGGGUUGCAACCCUCAUGCUUGGCCCAAAUAAACUCUCUGCUUA
This is a messenger RNA of Sapajus apella (tufted capuchin), 6748 nucleotides long. RefSeq names its product interferon induced protein 44 like (gene IFI44L). Lineage: Eukaryota; Metazoa; Chordata; Mammalia; Primates; Cebidae. The record is from RefSeq and is a predicted model, not a curated record. The transcript has 7 exons. The coding region runs from base 1832 to 3208 and encodes 458 amino acids.